CGUCUACGUCAAAAAAGUGCUCUGUAUACUCUGUGGUUUGAUUGCUUACUUGUCAAAAGUUACAAACAUUUUGCACUUUCCAUUCAUUAAAAUCGCAAAAUAAACAAAUAAUGGCUGGUUAUUGAACGAAUUAUGCUUAAUUAAGUAAGCUGCUGCAUUGGUGGAAUUGCUGAAGUGCCAAGAGAGUGCCUUGAUCCCUUCUGCAUAUAAAAACCAAUAACCAAAAUGACGAACUUGGAUGUUAGUAACAGCAGCACCGACAGUAGCUCCGGGUCCUCUUCGGAUUCGAGCAGCAGUGGAAGCACUUCCACCAGCUCGGGGUCUGGUUCCAGCAGUUCAGACUCCGAAUCCUCGACUUCCGACACCCCAGCGACCACCAACACUACUCCAGCACCAAAAUCCCCCCAAAAAACUGAGGAAGUCAAAAAGAAAGAAGAACCGAAACCCAGAAGACCAUCAAAAGCUAAAGUUUCUUCAUCCAGCGAUGAUGAUACUCCAAAGCCGACAAGUCCCAAACCAGCACCACCAAGGAGACGCAUAUCUGCAAAACCGAAAUCGGCGGCAGCGGUUCUUGCUAAAGGUAAAACGGCACAAAGAAUUCCAUCUGGAGCAAAAACACCAAAACCGAUCCCAAAAACAAUACAGAAGGCUCCACCAAAGCCUGAUACAGGAGCGUUAAAGAAAAAGAGUAUUUUCUCACCCGAUAACAGUUCUGAAUCAGAGUCCGAAAGCAAGUCUUCUACAACAAAGUCUCCGAAAGCAUCGCCCAGACCGAAACGUGGUUCUAGGAAGUCUAGCGAUGAGAAAGACACAUCACCGGCAACUACACGGAACAACAGUGCUGAUAACGAUGAUUCUAAUUCUAAAUCUGAUUCGAAUGCCAAACGUAAAAGUGUCAACAGGCCCAGUGGACCUCCUCCGAAGAAAGUAAUUGAGGAUAAGAGUGCUUCAUCUUGUACAUCAAGUCAGUCCUCGGUUGAGUCUGUUUCAUCAGACAGUGAUAGUGAACCGACUCCGAAAAAAGAACCGUUAAAGACUGGGAAGACAAAGCCACCUUCUAGUGCUACUAAGCAAGAAAUUCGGGAUCAAGCAGCUAAAAGCGGGGACUCUGGUGACUCAGGUGCAGUGGCGACAAUGCCUAGGAAACUUACCAGGUCUUUAUCAGCGAGGGUGUCAAGAUUAGCCACCGUGUCAAGACGGACUAACACUGACACUGAUUCUGAUGUGGAUGAGAAGAGCAAUGAUAAGACUAGCAACACAAGCAACAGUACAAGCAAAGACAUGAAGAAGCCCCCCCGCGGCCGAGCCCCCCCCGCCCGCUCACCCGUCGUGCUGCCCUCGCCGCAGGAGCCUGCCCGCCAGAGGUGUCCCGUCAGGGGCUGUGACUCUAGCGGACAUCUGGGUGGCAAAUCUAACAAGCACAUGACGUGGGACGCUUGCCCCAUCUACCACAACGUGACGGCCGCCUGGUGUGUAGCCGCGGGCGAGGAGCGAGCCGCCGCCGCCGUCGCGCGGAGACGAGCGCUGCAGCAGCUGCACGCGCGGCCCCGCGCCAUGCCCACGCUCGAGCAACGCGCUUACCAGCUCAAAGUGAAGGAUAUGCGCUCCAAAUGGAAAGGCAGUCAGGAACUCCGGGAGAAGUUAGCAGCAUCAGGUAACGAGGAGAUAACAGAAGACAGAGAGCCGAUCCUCGAAGGCUUUGCACCAGACUACGACCUGAGGCUGUUCAGGGAGGCGCAAGCACUGGCUGCUAUCAAGAUUGAAGAGGAACUUGGGGAUAUACCCACUGAUAAGGGCACUAGAUACGUAGUAAUGGGCAAAUACAUGAUGGAGGUCUGGUACCAGUCUCCGUACCCCGGCGAUGCGGCGCGGGUGCCGCGUCUGUUCGUCUGCGAGUUCUGUCUGAACCAUCACAAGAGUGCCACUGGGGCGCAGAGACAUAAGGUCAAGUGUGUUUGGAAUCACCCGCCCGGGGAUGAGGUGUACAGAAAAGACAAUCUCAGCGUUUGGCAAGUGGACGGUCGCAAGCACAAACAAUACUGUCAACAGCUGUGUCUACUGGCGAAGUUCUUCCUAGACCACAAGACUUUGUACUACGAUGUCGAACCGUUCCUGUUUUAUGUGAUGACCAACGCUGAUCAUGAGGGCUGCCAUAUCGUCGGGUAUUUUAGUAAGGAAAAGAACUCGUUCCUGAAUUACAACGUGUCCUGCAUCCUGACGUUACCUCCCUACCAGAGACAAGGAUAUGGUAGACUGCUCAUAGACUUCAGUUACCUCCUAACAAAAGAAGAAGGCAAGGUGGGAUCCCCUGAGACUCCACUAUCAGACCUCGGGCUGAUCUCCUACCGGUCCUACUGGAAGGAGGCUCUACUGAAGAGGUUGUGUUCAGCCCCGGGACCCACGCUCUGCAUCAGGGAUCUCAGCAAGGACCUGGCUAUAGCAUCUUCGGAUAUCGUGUCCACGCUGCAAGAGAGGGGACUCAUGAAGUAUUGGAAGGGAAAGCAUAUUGUGCUCAAGAAACAGGAAGUGCUGGAAGAGGUAUCACGUCGCGCGGCGCGUGCCCGCUGCGUGGACGCGGCGUGCCUGCGCUGGUGGGGCUCGGGCGCCGCCCCGCCGGCGCGCUGACGCCGCGCCCCCGCCGCGCGCCGCCCCAACAGCAGCGCCGCGCGCGCACUGCUAUAGACUGCACACCACACUAUGCGGUGCGCGGGCGAAAAUAUAUCUGUGGCGGCGUCGCGACAUACAAGACUUGUGUGUUAUUUAGAGUUGUUCUACAAUACUAGGACAAUAGUGCGAUUGAAGACGUGUCGUGUGUAAUACGUGUAGUAAGGGACGGUGUGUUGUGGUGUGUUUUAGCGCUCACGAGACUCUAGAUUAAAUAAAUCGAAUUAUUUUUUUAGAUAGGCAAUUUAAGGAUACUUUGUACCUAUAGUUAGUAUUAGGUUUGUAUAUACAAGUGACAUGAAUUAAAAGUUAAUGAACUCAUCAAUUAUUUAAUUUUAUGACGAAUGAAUAAUUAUUAUUAAUUUAGUUUUAAGUACCAGCGAUAGUUGGUACUAAUUGGCGUUUCAUGUACUUAUUUUAUUACUCAAAUGAAAUUGAUUAUUUUUAUACCAUUGUCUCGAGAAUACUGAUAUCAAUUUAUUGUUUUUUUUUUACAUUCUAUGUAAAACGUUUGUAGCAUCAAAUUACUGAUUUAUAGUCUACCAAUUCUAAAUGUAAGGAAUUUUUAAAAUUAU
Molecule: messenger RNA, 3239 nt
Organism: Helicoverpa armigera (cotton bollworm)
Lineage: Eukaryota; Metazoa; Arthropoda; Insecta; Lepidoptera; Noctuidae
Gene: chm
Product: histone acetyltransferase KAT7
Exons: 12
Coding region: 226-2625 (799 amino acids)
Biological process (GO): negative regulation of DNA-templated transcription; positive regulation of transcription by RNA polymerase II
Cellular component (GO): chromatin; nucleus
Molecular function (GO): histone acetyltransferase activity; zinc ion binding; transcription coregulator activity
Source: RefSeq, a predicted model, not a curated record